Odobenus rosmarus divergens (Pacific walrus) is the source of this 884-nucleotide messenger RNA. It is a transcript of the gene OIP5, whose product is annotated as Opa interacting protein 5. The record is from RefSeq and is a predicted model, not a curated record. Gene Ontology annotation, cellular component: nucleus; chromosome, centromeric region; chromatin. Lineage: Eukaryota; Metazoa; Chordata; Mammalia; Carnivora; Odobenidae. Bases 27 to 716 code for a protein of 229 amino acids. Gene Ontology annotation, biological process: chromosome segregation; CENP-A containing chromatin assembly. The transcript is spliced from 5 exons.
GAAACAGAGGCGCGGGCUGCAGGAAGAUGGCGGCUCGGCCGCGGCGGCAUCGUUCGCGAUAUGGAAAGCUUCCACGGGGUGAUUUUUGCGAUGGCGCUAAGAAGACAAUUGACAAACACUCUUGUACGACUUCUAUGGAGUGGGACACGCAGGUAGUGAACGGGUCCUCGCCGCUUGGCCCCGCAGGCCUGGGGACGGAGGAGCUGCCAUGUAGCCCGCGGUUGCCGUCGUGGCUGCAGCCGGAGAGGUGCGCCGUGUUCCAAUGCGCACAGUGCUACGCCGUGCUCGCUGACUCUGUGCACCUCGCCUGGGACCUGUCGCAGUCCCUCGGAGCCGUGGUCUUCUCCAGAGUCACAAAUAACGUGGUUUUGGAAGCUCCCUUCCUAGUUGGCAUUGAUGGUUCGCUCAAAGGCAGCACUUACAACCUUUUAUUCUGUACUUCCUGUGGGAUUCCCAUUGGUUUCCAUUUGUAUUCUACCCAUGCUGCCCUGGCUGCCUUGAGAGGUCACUUUUGCCUUUCCAGUGACAAAAUGGUGUGCUAUCUGUUAAAAACAAAAGCCAUAGUAAAUGCCUCUGAGAUGGAUAUUCACAACUUGUCUCUACCAGAAAAAGUUGCAGAGCUGAAAGAGAAGAUAAUGUUAACACAUACUCACUUACAUUCACUGAUGAAGAUUCUGAAGGAAGUAACUCCCAACCAGCCCAAGCCAGAAAACUGAUCCAGAAUUAAAGCCUAAGUAUCAGGUUCAGGCCUUAUUGCUGUGUUCCAUCAACAGGUGCUAUUUGAUCAAUUCUUGAGAAAGAUCGGCUUCAAGAAGGGAUGGGAACUGUGGUUUAUUAUGCUUACCUCUAGGCUGAUUUUCCAAAUGAUUUGUGAAGCUGUUUCU